This is a messenger RNA of Nasonia vitripennis (jewel wasp), 2960 nucleotides long. RefSeq names its product putative helicase mov-10-B.1. Gene Ontology annotation, cellular component: cytosol; P granule. The record is from RefSeq and is a predicted model, not a curated record. Gene Ontology annotation, biological process: regulatory ncRNA-mediated post-transcriptional gene silencing. Gene Ontology annotation, molecular function: 5'-3' RNA helicase activity; RNA binding. The transcript has 11 exons. The coding region runs from base 358 to 2664 and encodes 768 amino acids. Lineage: Eukaryota; Metazoa; Arthropoda; Insecta; Hymenoptera; Pteromalidae.
GAAUAAUUUGUUUGAAAAAAGUUUUUUCCAUAUUAUCGUACAUGCUCAAGAUCUACUUUCAUGAAUUUUGACGCAGAAACUACUGAAUACGAACAAAAAAUUAUGCAAGCCUUUACCGAUCAAGCUGUAACGUGACUAUAAGUGUAAGAUUGUGACUGCUGUAAAUUUCUUCUACUUGUAAACUUGGAUUUAUAAAUGGAACAAAGGCAAGCAGAAAAAAGGCCGUGAGAUGCCAGAACUACACAAUCUAGCAAAGCACAACCACCAGUGCCUGAUGAAUCAUUAUCGAUAUACGUCGUCGAUGGUAUGUCGAUAGUUCUUGAUUAACAUUUCGCGAUUUAAUGUUAAAAGAAGAAAAUGGAUCGAGGUAUGACCGAUGAAGAAACUGCGAAAAAAAUACCAAAUCGUCCAAUCCCCUAUUAUUUGAAAAAAGUUUUAUCAAAUGAUUCGAAGCCAUGGCCCAAUAUGCCAGAAGAAAGUAGAUCCUAUUUUGAAAGAUUGAAAGAACUCAAAAACAAUGAUAAAUUGAAACUGAAGAAUAAAAAUUACGUCGGCGACUUUCAUCUUCUAUUGCACGAUGAAGCGUUUAAAAAUGAGUUGGAAAUGGAAGAAUUUAAUAUAUACGGACAACAAAUAACAAGGAUUAACGAAUCCAAUCUGUUUGAAAUUUACGUCGAAGGCCUCGAGGAAGAAAGACCAACGGUCACGAUCAAUGACAGUGUAGCGGUUACAGACACUGAAACAAAUCAACAAUAUUUUGAACUUCGAGUAAAGAAAGUUUUGAAAUGGCACAUUAUUGCAGAGUCAAAUAAAGAAUUUUGCGAAGAAUUCUCGGAAGAUACACUUUAUGAUAUAAAAUUUAUAUUUAAUACUUUCCCAUAUCGAUGCUGCCACUUUGCUCUAGAUUUAUAUACUCACCGUAAUUUGAAGCCGUAUGUAUUUCCCGAAAAAUCGGAAAAACUCGAUAAUUCAUCAAAUAUCAAAUUAACCUGGUUUAAUGAAGCCAUAGAAAACAAUGCGCGACAAAAACAGGCUGUAGUUAACAUGGUAGAUAAAUCCAAUUUUUUCCCAGCUCCUUAUAUUUUGUAUGGGCCACCGGGCACUGGUAAAACUGCCACUUUAGUGGAAGCAAUUUGUCAAGCAUCAAAACAGAACCCAUCUAAUCGUAUACUCGUAUGCACACCAUCGAAUACGUCAGCCGACGUAAUUACGAAACGUUUAAUUAAGUACAUUCCCAAAGACAAGUUGCAUCGUAUGUAUAGUUUAUCGAAGGAUCCAUUUACAAUCGAUGACGAUAUUUUGGACUGUUGCAAUUGUUCAGUAUCGGCCGAAGGCGAAAGAAAAAUUUUCUUUUUUAGAGUUAAAUGCUUGCCAAAAAUUAUCAUUACCACUUUAUGCACAAGCACGAGACUCUUACUAUUACACUUCCCACCUAGAGAUUUUCCUUAUAUAUUUAUUGAUGAAGCUGGACAAGCGACGGAACCGGAAACACUGAUACCUUUUUCAUUGGGCUACGCCAGGAAUAAACAGCGCAAAAUAAUUUUAGCCGGAGACCCUCAACAAUUGGGACCGGUAAUUAGUUCAAGAAAUGCGAAACCCGUACUUGGAAAAUCCAUGUUGGAGAGAUUGAUGACUCUUGAGCCAUAUCAACGAUACAAUAACGGAUAUCGACCAAGAUACAUCACCAAGUUGAUCCAGAAUUAUCGAAGCCACCCAGCUCUAAUUAAACUUUCGAAUAAGUUAUUUUACAAUAAUGAAUUGCAACCUUGCGACGACAUGUCGCUUCGAAAAGCAGAAAAUUGGAAGAACUUGCCGAAUCCAAAGUUUCCCAUUAUCUUUAAGGGAGUAUUGGAUGGCCAAGAAGAUAAGAGUAUAUUGUCACCCAGUUCUUACAAUGAACAAGAGAUGGAUGCGGUUUUCUACUUUGCGCGGCUUUUAAUUGGGUAUAAGUUCGGCAAUACUGUUAUAAAGGAAGAAGACAUCGGCGUCAUUAGUCCGUUUACUGCGCAAAAAAUAAGAAUAAAAGAAUUGUUUGAAGCGGAUAAUUUGCCUGGUGUCGAAGUUGGAACCAUCCAGUUGUUUCAAGGAAAGGAAAAAGAAAUUAUAAUAUUGUCUACCGUUCGAAGCAAAAUUUUAAAUCACGAUGGCCGCGAUCACAUUGGAUUUCUUGGCGAUCCAAAACGUUUCAAUGUAGCUUUGACAAGAGCAAAAUCACUUUUUAUUGCGAUUGGGCACCCAGUCGCUCUUCAAGUAGAUUACAACUGGUGGUCUCUUCUGGAUUACUGCUGUAAAAAUAAGGCUUUAUACGGCGGUAUCUAUAGUGCAUUUAGAUUAAAAGUCGAAUCAGAGUUUAGACAUAGAAAUCCGAAAAGCUGUAAACAUAAAGCAAAGAAGACGACUGAUAAAAAAAAUAUACCAAGAACAAAGAAAAAUAAUAAUGAUUUUUCGUUUGCAACGAACAAUCGAUUUUGCGUUCUUUCUAACGAAAGUCACAGUCCAGCUACUAUGGAAGUAAUUAAUGUUAUUGACAGUUCAGAACAAUCUUGUAACUGUACUUAUAAAAAAAACAGAGUGAUAAGACCUAAAACUACGCUACCAAUAACUAAUUACAACGCUCAUUGUGACAAUGACAUAUUCAAAAGAAAACUAUGCUUUUUAUUGUAAUUUCUGCAUGUAACAGCAAUUUUGUAAUUUGUUUCGUCUCAUUUGUAUCGCGAUUUAAAUGUAAUGUAUGUAUGUACUAGAUCAUUUUUCGACGCAGUACGUAUCUAUAAUUUGUAGUAGCUGUCAACGGAUGUAGAUAAUUUAAUAUUUUACAAUAUUUGUCUGUUCUUGCGUGUACCAUGUACCGAAAAAUCGUCUUCGUUUUCAACUUUUAGUAAACCUAUAGAAUAAAUAGCAAUUUUUUUGCUACUCAUGUUCAAUUUUUGAUUUUAAUAAAAACUGCCUUUUCAUGAUAA